GCYAACGUGUUGUCGAGCGCAUCGAUAAGUUCCCAGCGUGUUGUUGCAGCGUCAUCCUGUUUGAAUGAAGUUCAGACUGAGAACUAGCCAACUCUUCAUUCGCGCCCCAGUAGACUGACACGGGAAAAACAAUAUCAGAUACUCCAGGAAAACAAAGACUGCCAACCAUGCCGGUGUUUACAGUCAAUGUGAAAUGGGGCAAAGAGAAGUUUGAUGCAGUAGAGCUCAACACCGAGGAGCCACCCAUGGUUUUCAAGGCUCAACUCUUCGCCCUAACAGGAGUUCAGCCUGACAGACAGAAGGUCAUGGUGAAGGGAGGCACCCUGAAGGAUGACGAAUGGGGAAACAUUAAACUGAAAAAUGGAAUGACUCUGCUGAUGAUGGGCUCUGCAGAAGCCCUGCCUGAGGAGCCGGCGGUUCGGCCCAUGUUUGUAGAGGACAUGACUGAGGAGCAGCUGGCGUCAGCGAUGGAGCUUCCUUGUGGGCUGACAAACCUGGGUAACACCUGCUACAUGAACGCCACAGUGCAGUGUCUACGCUCGGUGCCAGAGCUCAAAACGGCUCUCAAGAGGUAUUCAGGUGCCCUGCGAUCUUCAGGAGCAAAUGCUCCAGCACAAUACAUCACAAGACUGCAGGAAGAAAUCACAAAAAUGUCUCCAACCUUGGACAGAAAUGCUUUGUAUAUCAAAUCUUCAAAACUUAGCCGUCUCCCUGCCUACUUAACUGUUCAAAUGGUCCGAUUUUUCUACAAGGAGAAGGAGUCUGUGAAUGCAAAAGUUCUAAAGGAUGUCAAGUUCCCCCUCAUGUUGGACGUGUACGAGCUCCUCACCCCGGAGCUCCAGGAGAAAAUGUUGCCAAUUAGGUCAAAGUUUAAAGAAAUGGAGGACAAGAAGCUGGAGAAACAACAGCAAAAGGUGUUGAAGAAGCCAGAUGCAUCAAAGGAAGUAAAACAUGAGCCUUUCUCUUUCCCAGACGACCUUGGCUCCAACAACAGCGGCUACUACGACCUGCAGGCUGUAUUGACUCACCAAGGUCGCUCCAGCUCAUCUGGCCACUAUGUGGGAUGGGUCAAGAGGAAAGAAGACGAGUGGGUCAAGUUUGACGACGACAAGGUGAGUGUGGUCUCACCGGAAGACAUCCUGCGGCUGUCUGGAGGCGGAGACUGGCAUAUAGCUUACGUUCUACUCUACGGGCCGCGUCGGCUGGAAAUACUUGAAGAGGAGCAGUAGUUGGAGGGAGGUUUCUUACAUCCACAUAUACAGAUUGCCAUUUCYGAGCACUGUCUGCAUAGAUGUGCAAUAAAACUGGUGUCUUUAAACAUUUUUUUUUUUUGUUUUGUAACCAACACUUAUGCUUGUAAAACAAAAUUUUGUUAAAUAUUCAUCCAUAGUGUGCUUUGAAUAUGGAGAUCUGAUGAAAGGCAAUCUCUGGACUGGAUCCUUUAGAUUUUAAAGUCUGGCUCUACAGUUUCAUUAAAUGUUUUAUACACAAUGYAUAUUUUUAAAGCCUUUCAGAAGGUGAUCAUAAGAGYAAAAAUAUUUCUUAUUCAUUUAACCACCAAGCUGUUGUCCUUGACAUUCUGGAUCGAGUUGUCGGAUGCAUAACAGAACUCUUGUUCACCUCUUGGGCCUUUGGGUUCAGUCUCAGGUCUUAAGUGCUCGGCUCGCAUCAUCUCCUGCGAUUGUUCUCAAUGUAUUGACAGAUGAGGCUCUGUCUGCCAAAUAUUCAUUAAUGCUGUUUUCAGGGAAGUGGUUUGGGGCAGGUUGGCCUCGUKGUGAACCGUGUGGAGGAGUUUGAACCAUGGUUUUUUUCAGUUGGCUUUGGUGACACUGACUUGAGACAAUGUAUGUAAAAUCCAAAAAACAUCCACUCUCUGUAAUAAGUUAUUAAUUGAUUGCUGGUGAAAAUAAACCGUUGAACCAAAA
Poecilia reticulata (guppy) is the source of this 1925-nucleotide messenger RNA. The record is from RefSeq and is a predicted model, not a curated record. Lineage: Eukaryota; Metazoa; Chordata; Actinopteri; Cyprinodontiformes; Poeciliidae.